Wasmannia auropunctata (little fire ant) is the source of this 2695-nucleotide messenger RNA. It is a transcript of the gene AIF, whose product is annotated as apoptosis-inducing factor 1, mitochondrial. The transcript is spliced from 12 exons. Bases 438 to 2450 code for a protein of 670 amino acids. Gene Ontology annotation, biological process: mitochondrial respiratory chain complex assembly; apoptotic process. Lineage: Eukaryota; Metazoa; Arthropoda; Insecta; Hymenoptera; Formicidae. Gene Ontology annotation, cellular component: cytoplasm; mitochondrion. Gene Ontology annotation, molecular function: protein dimerization activity; FAD binding; NAD(P)H oxidase H2O2-forming activity. The record is from RefSeq and is a predicted model, not a curated record.
GCGAUCUCGUCUGAAGUAGCCGCGCUCGGGCCCCUCGACUCUCCAAUCGGUUCAAUCGUCCCGGCCCGGCCGGUGUCGCACGGUGCUACAUACACGCGCGUACGUAUAUACGUGCACACACGCGCGUGUCGCGAAACCAGGCGAACUUCUAAAUUCACGUGCUUCGUUGACCGGCCUCCAACAUUUCCGGCCACAGCAGGGAGUCCAGGUGAGAGGCUGCGACUCGGCGCGAGGCGCGACUUCGGGAAAGGAGGCGAGAAUCCAGGUUAAUGGCGUGUCGCACGACGUUCAUCCUUCCGGCGAGCGUCCUUCCGGUCCAGGGUAAGAGCGGCGGCGGCAGCAGCCAGCGGCUGAUCGCUGCACACGGCAGCAGCUGAGAGGGAAAACACGGCGAGCGCCCACCAUAUUGCGUAAGGACGACCGGCCCCGGGCAGAAGAUGUUCGUCUGCGGUAGAAUCGUCGGCCAACUGCCCGCCAGGCUCACACACGCGAAUCGCCUAUAUCGACCUGUAAAAUACGUCGGAGCUGUAAAUAUUAGUAACUUACGUCACAGUAGUGAUGCAAGUAAUAAGAAGCCAACAGGCACCACUAUCAAGCCAGAGGAAUGUAUGCCCUAUCAAUCGAAAUAUUCCAAAUCACAAAAAAUUGCUCCUGCUUGUGAGACGGGAGCGUCUUGUCCAGCGUCGCAGGAAGGAUGCAAGCCGAACGGCAAUCAAAAUCAGCCAAGUGAGAAAGGCUCAGAUGGCAAAAAUGGGAAAUAUCAAUUCCACUACUGGCACCUACUUGCCGCCUUGAUCGUGACGGGAGUUGCAUACAAGAUAUCUUCAUCGUUUUUAUCGAAAGAUGACAAAACAGAACAGAAGGGCAAAAGUAAAAAGAAGAAAGAAGGGAAAGGCCAUUGGAGAAAUAAAGUAAAAGUUCCAGCAGAAUCUAAAUUUUUACCUCAGGAGGUACCUUAUUUAUUGAUAGGUGGAGGAACAGCUGCAUUUUCAGCAUUUAGAUCAAUUAAAUCUAGAGAUCCCAAAGCUAAGGUUUUAGUUGUAGCACAUGAGGGAGAAUUUCCGUAUAUGAGGCCACCGUUGUCCAAAGAACUCUGGUAUAACACAGAUAGAGAAACAACUGCACAAUUACGUUUUAACCAAUGGAACGGAACUCAGAGAAGUAUUUUCUAUGAACCGCAAGAGUUCUACUCGAAUGUUGCUCAUCUCACUGAGUCGGAUAAGGGUGGAGUAGCUGUAGCUAUGGGUUGGAAGAUUACGAAAAUCGAUGUCCAAAAUAAAACAGUGACUCUCGAAGAUGGUUAUGAAAUAAAAUACAACAAAUGUCUCAUUGCAACUGGCACAUCACCUAAAAAUCUUCCGAUAUUCGAAUCCGUUGAGGACGGCGUAAAAAACAAAAUUCUAACAUUUAGAACGAAGGAUGAUUUUCUCAACUUGGAAGAAAAUGUCUCUAAUCCUAAAUGCAAGAACGUUGUAGUUAUCGGUGGUGGUUUUCUCGGCUCGGAACUCGCCUGCGCGCUCGCUAGGAGUUAUAAAUCUAAAAAUAUUUUCCAAAUUUAUAAAGAAAAGUUUAUAAUGGCACAAGUAUUACCAGAAUAUUUGAGUGAGUGGACCACAAAAAAAGCUGAAGCAGAAGGUGUUCACACCAUACCUAACACAGAAGUUCAAGAUUAUAAAUAUAAGAAAGGCCGAUUAUCCCUCGUCCUCACUGGUGGUGAGACUAUUGAUGCUGAUCAAGUGAUAGUAGCGGUAGGUGUUCAACCGAAUACAGAGCUGGCCGCAACUUCCAAUUUAGAGACGGAGCCUAAAAUAGGAGGAUUCCUCGUUAACGCUGAAUUAGAAGCGAGAAGCAAUCUUUGGGUUGCCGGUGACGUCGCAUGUUUCUAUGAUGUCAAACUUGGUAGAAGAAGAGUCGAACAUCAUGAUCAUGCGGUUACCUCCGGAAGAUUGGCGGGCGAAAAUAUGACCGGCGCGGGUAAACCUUAUCUGCAUCAAUCGAUGUUUUGGUCGGACUUGGGACCUGACGUAGGAUAUGAAGCGAUAGGUAUUGUAGACUCGUCCUUGCCAACGGUUGGAGUUUUUGCGAAAGCGGCGGAGGCAAAUGCCGCAAUGCCGGUUAAUAAUCCUAGCAAUGAACAAAAGACAAAUUCGGAAGACUCGCGAUCUAAUGAAAAGUCGGAGUCAUCGGUGUCACAAAUUGUGAAAAGUAUUAAUAACGCAGAAGAAAAGAAGAAAGAAUUGUCUGAAGAUAGCGUGAAGUCGGAACAAUUUACAAAGAACGAAGAUUUUGGAAAGGGCAUUGUUUUCUAUCUGCGAGACGAUGUUGUAGUAGGAAUAGUGCUGUGGAAUAUCUUCAACCGAAUGUCGAUUGCCAGACGGGUUCUUACAGGAAAUACGAAGUAUGAUGAUUUAAAUGAGGUAGCUAAACUAUUUACCAUUCACGAAGAUUGAUUACUUGAGAAAUAAGGAUUUGACUAACAAAUAAGAGAAUGAAUGACAAUAUUGAGAGAUUAUUGUAUCGUAUUAUACGAUUGUAUCGUAUAUGUAAAAAGAUGUCCGAGGUGUUAUCAUUGGAAAACCUGAAAGCGAGACCUGGCGUGUCGUUGAAUUUCGCAGGUAUGCGAAUUACACGAGUACUAAUGUUAUGUUGUAUACAUGAAGAUUUCUAAAUACAAUCUGUACACAAAAUGUUCUCA